UAAGUACAUGUACGCCCCCCAACCCAUCAUUUUCCAUUCUCACUUCAACUCUUCCUUCCACCCUCUAUCAAUUUUAAAUCAUGGCCCUAAAAUCCUCUCCACUCUUCCACCUCUUCCUCUUUUUCUUAGGCAAUGUAGCAUCUGCCACAGUGUUUAGACUGGAAAACCACUGCAGAGAAACAGUUUGGCCAGGGACACUUUCCGGCAACGGCGCCGCCAUUCUCGGCGACGGAGGUUUCCCCCUGCCGCCGGGAGCGGCGGUUCAACUAACCGCACCAUCGGGCUGGUCGGGCCGCUUCUGGGCCCGGACCGGGUGCAGCUUCGACGGGUCUGGCGCCGGAAAAUGCGCCACCGGAGACUGCAGCGGAGGACUGAGAUGCAGCGGCGGAGGCGGCCCGCCGGUGACGCUGGCGGAGUUUACGAUCGGAAGCGCCAGUAACGGCAACAAGGACUUCUACGACGUGAGUCUGGUGGACGGUUACAACGUGGGCAUGGGAGUGCGGGCUACCGGGGGAACCGGUGAUUGCCAGUUCGCGGGGUGCGUGUCGGACCUCAACCGCGGGUGCCCGGCGGAGCUGCAGGUGAGGAACGGCGGCGCGGUGGUGGCGUGCAAGAGCGCGUGCAUUGCUUUCAACACGCCGGAGUUUUGCUGCACCGGCGAGCACUCGACGCCGCAGACAUGUUCUCCGACGCAUUUUUCGGAGAUAUUCAAGAAUGCGUGUCCGGCAGCGUAUAGUUAUGCUUACGAUGAUGCUUCCAGCACUUGCACUUGUUCUGGAUCUGAUUACACCAUCACCUUCUGCCCCACCUCAUGAAUCUCAUACACAUAUUUUUCUCUCCUUUUUUUUUAGAUGUUGGUCUGGACUCUACACAAAUUAUGUAUAUUGUGUAUUUCCAAUUCUUUUACUCUCAAUGAAAGGAUACAUCGAUUAAAAUAAUAAUAUGAAAAUUUCUAUGGUUUUGUUUAAGAUGUUA
Messenger RNA from Cajanus cajan (pigeon pea), 975 nucleotides. Its product is annotated as pathogenesis-related thaumatin-like protein 3.5. Lineage: Eukaryota; Viridiplantae; Streptophyta; Magnoliopsida; Fabales; Fabaceae. The record is from RefSeq and is a predicted model, not a curated record.